CAGCUAGUGCCGUUGGCUGCUGUUUGUCAAUUUUAUUUAUUUGUUCAAUUAAAAACAAAUUGAUAAUGGAACCGACAAAGCACAGAUAUUUUAGCAUAUCAGCCAAAUACAAGGGCAGCCAAGAGGAGGAUUUGGAGCUGACCAUACAGAAAUACGGCGAUGAUGUUGUCCGCAUACAGCUACUAAAUCGAUUGCACGGCAAGCAGUGUCGAGCGCAACUAAAACGUUUUCUAUUUAUGAUUAGCUUGGCGAUUGUUUAUUUUGCCUUUGCUGUGAGGUGGAGCGAAGGAUCCGUUACCCUGAGACAAGCUCACAUUCUAUAUCCAGCAUUGUUGUGCUUAGCUGUAGUUCUAUUAAUAUUUCGCAACACUCUUCGCCUGGUGCACUCGGAGCGAUUAUUUUACAGUUGGGACAUGGCGCUCCAAACAGAGACAAUUCGCACUUUUGGCCGGCAAACGGUCCUUUGUGUGCAACGGGGUCAUUUGCAUGACAUGGUUCUCAAUGAAGUCAUCGAAAAUUUGGAUAUAAAAUACAUGCUCAUAUUGCGCACCAAAGGCAACUUGUUCAAGGAGCGGCCCAUUAUCCCAAUGUUCCAUUGUCUUUCGCCCUGCUUUGAGUGUUUGCAGCAUAUUCAACGCAUUUUACAUGGCUAUUGGCUUAAUAAUAAUUCAAAUAGAUCGCAGCCAACUCACAGUAGGGAGGAGCCCUCAACUGUUGCAUCGUAA
Molecule: messenger RNA, 725 nt
Organism: Drosophila grimshawi
Lineage: Eukaryota; Metazoa; Arthropoda; Insecta; Diptera; Drosophilidae
Gene: PIG-H
Exons: 3
Coding region: 66-725 (219 amino acids)
Biological process (GO): GPI anchor biosynthetic process
Cellular component (GO): glycosylphosphatidylinositol-N-acetylglucosaminyltransferase (GPI-GnT) complex
Source: RefSeq, a predicted model, not a curated record